Messenger RNA from Naegleria fowleri, 690 nucleotides. RefSeq lists its product as uncharacterized. NCBI's taxonomy places the organism in Eukaryota, Heterolobosea, Eutetramitea, Acrasida, Naegleriidae. The record is from RefSeq and is a predicted model, not a curated record. The coding region runs from base 1 to 690 and encodes 229 amino acids. The transcript has a single exon.
AUGCAAAACAAGAUCCCCACUUCUGGUCCACCAUCAAAGAAGAUCUCAACUCAUCCACCCAUACAAAAACGAGCCAUGCAAGGGCAACGAAACACAGAGAAAACAACAACGAUUCCUUCAGAAAAACCAAUCAAUCACAAAUUAUCAGCACCCAAUGUUCCUCGGAAACCACCACCAACAACAACCACCAUCAUACAACCGAGCAACAACUCACCCAAAGCACCCGUUGUAAGAUAUCACAAUAUUGAUGACGAUGAAGAUCCAGAAGAUGAAAUAUAUGUUCAAAAACCCUUGCCAUAUAAUAAUCAAAGAGAAACAGUUGUACCACCACAUGUACCAUCAUUAUCAACAAACCCUAGAGUAAUUGUAAAUAAUAUUAUAGGACAAAACGAACAAUUUUGUAGUCACAAACAAUUAUGCAAAACAACAUCAAAGCCAUCGCUACCACCACCACAAACGAACACCACCAAAUCAAACACUCAAACCAAAACAUCCAUAAUCCCUCACUCACCUCAAUUAAUGACUAGAGAUGAGCACCAAUUUAAAAAAAGCUCUGCAAAUACGGAGUCUUUGGAUGCCCUUACCAACCAGUUUAAGAGACUUGGAGUUUUUCCUGUAAAUCAACAAGAAUAUUCUACUUGCAACAACUUCUCGGAAGAGUGGAUGAGAAAAAAGAAAAGCAGCUAUUGA